Nylanderia fulva is the source of this 2569-nucleotide messenger RNA. RefSeq names its product Probable cytochrome P450 4aa1 (gene Cyp4aa1). NCBI's taxonomy places the organism in Eukaryota, Metazoa, Arthropoda, Insecta, Hymenoptera, Formicidae. The record is from RefSeq and is a predicted model, not a curated record. Gene Ontology annotation, molecular function: monooxygenase activity; heme binding; oxidoreductase activity, acting on paired donors, with incorporation or reduction of molecular oxygen.
GUUUUUAUCCUUGAGACGAGAUUCCUUGAGAUCACAAGUCUCACGCCCUACGACGGCCGUGAGCAGAAGGAUGCACGUGAAGAAGCAUCAUCCUCUUUGGCGAUCUCACCUCCCAGAAGCUGUCCCGGACGUUUUGGAAAGCGCGCCUGCACGCGCAUUCAACGAUACGUGAUUCGGCUGUGAAGUGUCAAUUUAACAGGUGCCAUAAGACAGCUAUAACACAUAUCCCGGUAUAUAUAAACUACUAGCGAGCAGGCGGCAAGGUUUAGUCGGCCGGUCGUUUCAAUCGUGGAUGCGAUAUAGUAUUUUCGGAGCCGAGCUUUCGAGAAGUAACGCUCGCGAGGGACUAAUGACAUCUUUAUGGCGUUAUUUGCUUCAGUUGCAUCAUACAACAGGCGAGAUGUGGACCUGCUUCGCUUUUGUAGCCAUUAUCUACGUUAUAUACGCGCUGAAGAAUUACGUCAGGAUCCUCAGAUUUAUUUUCACCCUCGAUGGACCGAAGACGGUACCCAUUCUUGGCAAUGCAAAUGCUGUUCUCGAUGGAAACCUGAUGCAGAGAAUGCAUAACGAGGGGCAAAGUUACGGCCGCAUUUUUCGGAUAUGGCUAACGUUUCUGCCGUACGUCGUGCUCGUAGAACCGGAAGAUAUCCAAGUGGUGCUGAGCAGCAUGAAGCAUACGCGCAAGAUCUUCUUUUACAAAUUGCUGGACAAUUUUCUGGGUAAGGGUCUGGUGACGCGGGAUGUGGACAAGUGGAAGAUACACCGGAAAAUUCUGCAACCGGCCUUCCAUCUUCACGUUCUCGAGAGAUUCGCCGGAACGUUCGGCAAAUGCGCUGAUCAUCUGGUGAACAAGCUGCUCGAGAAGGACGGGAAGGACGUGAAUGUCACCAUGUUCGUCAACAAUUCGGUCUACGAGAUAUUGAUCGAGACAAUUUUGGGCAUGACUGCGCGCCAAGCAAGCAGCAAAGCCGACGAUGACACGCCAUUUAGAAAGGGCCAAGUUAUGAUGCCGUACAGAUUCGCGCGGCCGUGGCUGCUAAUUGAUUGGAUCUACCGAUUGACAGCGGCCGGAAAAUCUGAGGAACAACAGCAGAAGGAUCUGUUUGACUUUUGCUUCGAGAAGGUAAAGGAGAAGCGCGAGUUCCUGCGAAAGAACGGUUCGUUCAUCGCCAAUGACAAAACACUGAGCAUGGAGGAUAGAAAGAUGUCCCUGCUCGAGUACAUGGUCGAGAUCAAUGAGAGAAAUCCUUGUUUCACCGAUCGGGACAUCAUCGAGGAAUGUUGCACUUUUAUGCUAGCCGGCCAAGACUCGGUCGGCACCGGCGCCGCGAUGACGCUUUUUCUACUGGCGAAUAAUCCCACAUGGCAGGAGAAAUGUAUCGCAGAGUUGGACGAGAUCUUCGGCGAUGACGGGAGAUCGCCCACCAUGCAGGAUCUUAAGAAGAUGAAGUGCUUGGAUAUGUGUAUCAAGGAGUCCUUGAGAUUGUAUCCUAGCGUGCCACUUUUUGCCAGGACACUUGGACAAGAUGUGAGAAUAGGAAAACAUGUGAUACCAACUGGUUGCGGUGUAUUUAUAGUACCAUACUGCACACAUCGUUUGGCUCAUCAUUUUUCCAAUCCUCAUGAUUUUAAGCCGGAACGUUUUAAUCCCGAGAAUUCUGAAGGAAGACAUCCCUACGCCUACAUACCCUUCAGCGCCGGUCCUCGUAAUUGUAUUGGAUAUAAAUUUGCCACGCUCGAGAUGAAAUCCAUAAUUAGCGCUGUUCUGAGAAAGUGUCGAUUAGAACCGAUACUUGGCAAGGAAAAAGUGAUAGCCAGAUUUCGGAUGACAGUCAGAGCGCACGGUGGACUUUGGGUAAAAGUGAGAUCGCGCGAUACAUGAGAACGCAAAUCAUAGCGAUUUAUACAUUCGAUCUUGCAACUUAGAAAUAAUGAUUGCAAUCAUAUUUUGAAGAUUUGUAAUUCAAAGAAAAACAUAAAAGGUGCAAUUUUUGAUCCAAUACAUUAAAUGAAAAUAACAAUUAUACAUAGCACUUAUUAAAAAUAUUUCAAUAAUAAUGUAAUUUAAAUUAUGUUUAAGAAAUCGUAAUUUUUUGUGAGAAAUCGUGUACUAUUUGAGUAAAAUGUAACUAUACAUGCAACUAAAUUAAAGAAAUCACGCAAACCUUUCGGAAAAUUAUAAGAACGUGCCAUUAUUAGACAUGAAAUUAUGUAGGGAGCUUGUAAAUUAUACAUUAUUACGCCGAGGUUUAAAAAAGAAACAAAUUUCUAUGUGCCAUGAACGCAUUGUAUAAAUUAGCAAAAUCAUCGAUCUUUUACUUUGAGCAUUAUUACUAUAAAUAUUUAUUAAAUAAAUAUUAUUUUAUUAAGACGAUUAAUUUAUAGAUGACUGAAACUAUGAGUUACCCAAGUAUGAGUCCAGUGAAUCAUAAAUUAAAAUAAUUGUUAAUUAAUUUUUGCUUUUAAAAGCAAUUAUUAAUUUUUUAAAUAGAUAUAAACGUAAAAAAGUAUGAAUGCGUGAGAUAAUGCGUGAAUGCAAUAAACAUUUAAUAUAAUGAUGUCUAUGAAA